Molecule: messenger RNA, 776 nt
Organism: Solanum dulcamara
Lineage: Eukaryota; Viridiplantae; Streptophyta; Magnoliopsida; Solanales; Solanaceae
Exons: 3
Coding region: 212-514 (100 amino acids)
Source: RefSeq, a predicted model, not a curated record
UUACAGUAGGAAAUGUAGAGAAUUUCUAGUUUAUUUCCUUUGUAUAAGUUUCACUUGAGAUAAAUUUAAAAGGGGAACAUGCUCUGUGAGUAUUUAUAGAGCCAACUUCGAUUUGUUUGGGAUUGAAGCAUAAUUGUUUUUAAUUUGAAGUUCUCAUCUGUAGGAUAAGGAUCUCAGGCAACGCUUUCAAGCUAGUGAACAGAAAUUAGGAAUGUCAAUGCCUCUAGAUCAAGCAAAAGAAAGAGCCAUUCAACUAGAAUCAGAAAUCACAUCACUGGAGAGGUUUAUUAGAGUCAAAAUUAGUAAUGAUGUUGCUGAUUCUGUCUUUUCCUUGGCAAUGACUCAGCGCUUGAUUUUGGCAAGUGGAGUUGAAGGUAUGGAAGGUUUUCGGCAACGAUGGAGUCUACAUGGUCGCGUAACUGAUACCAAGAGAAGGCUGGAGGCACUGAAGGGGGGAAUGGAGAACAGAAAGAAGGAUGAGACAGCAGAAAGUAUCUCUACCAAUAAAAAAUAGUCCUGGUGAAAAUAAUGGUUACUCCCUCACCAUCCAACAAAUUGUUACUUUUGUACUCUUUGGAGUUCUGUUUUACGGAGGCGAAUUCAAGAUUUGAAGUUUUAGGGGUCCCUACAGCGGCCUCAAGUUAAAAUACAAUGAUAUGUGAGUUCAUAAUCAAAAUAUAAAUACAAUAUUCAGUGAAUUUCUUAAUACAUAUAUGUGUUUUGUGUAAAACUAUUGGAUUCAUGUGAACUCAUGUUAUAUGAUAGAUCUGCCUCUA